Talaromyces amestolkiae is the source of this 765-nucleotide messenger RNA. RefSeq lists its product as uncharacterized. Gene Ontology annotation, biological process: response to hydrogen peroxide; response to heat; protein complex oligomerization. The record is from RefSeq and is a predicted model, not a curated record. The coding region runs from base 1 to 765 and encodes 254 amino acids. The transcript has a single exon. NCBI's taxonomy places the organism in Eukaryota, Fungi, Ascomycota, Eurotiomycetes, Eurotiales, Trichocomaceae.
AUGAUCCACCGCAGUGCACGUGUUGUUCCUCGAUCGGCCGCCUCUCGCCGGCUGUCCAGUCCUCGCCGCUCCAUUUCCCUCAUGCCACGCUUCUUCCCUCCAUCUCCAUUCUUCUCAAAUAGAAGCGGACCAUCUGGCGAGUUCUCAUCUAUAUUCCGUUUCCUAGAUGAUUACACCGACCACGUCACACGCCGCUUCGACGACUCCUUCCCCGAUUUUAGCCGCAAUCUGACCUCAACUUUCGCGCCAAAGUUCGACAUCAAAGAGACUACCGAGGCGUAUCAACUAGACGGAGACCUACCUGGAAUUGAGAAGGAGGCGCUUCAAAUCGAGUUCCUUGAUGAGAAUACCUUGCAAAUCAAGGGACGAACGGAACGGAACUUUUCUUCAGGCAAUCCUUCCUCAGAUGCCGAAGAUGUGACUAUGACUGGAGCCGGCGCCGAAUCUGACGUAGAAAACAAAAACACUGUUGACUCAGCAUCAACUCAAACCCCGGCUGAGACAUCAGCAACGGAAGGCGCGGAAACUACCAAGGCUGUUGCUCAAACCGCUGAAACCUCCAGCCCAGCCAAGACGGAGAAUACCGGCAAUGAACGCUACUGGGUUACUGAGCGCUCCGUCGGAGAGUUCAGUCGCACUUUCUCCUUCCCAGCCCCGAUCGACCAAGAAGCCGUCAAGGCUAGUCUGAAGAAUGGUGUUUUGUCGAUCACAGUACCGAAGAAAGUAGUUGAGGAGCCUGCUGCUCGCCGAAUCACCAUUGAGUAA